Messenger RNA from Notechis scutatus (mainland tiger snake), 921 nucleotides. Lineage: Eukaryota; Metazoa; Chordata; Lepidosauria; Squamata; Elapidae. The record is from RefSeq and is a predicted model, not a curated record.
UUUUUUCUUUCCAGUUGCGAAUAACGGUUUCCUCCCCCCCCCCCCUUCUAGAUAGCAGAUGGCUUAGGCAAAGUUCAAGGCUCCUUGGGAAACAUUGCAAGCAAAAGAGAGAGAGUUAAAAUUCUUUUCAAAAAAAUCGAAGACAUCCUAAAAUACCUGGAUCCCCAGUACAUUGACCGAAUGGCCGUGCCAGAUGCCAUGAAACUGCAGUUCAUAUUGGCAGAAGAACAGUCCAUCAUGACGCAGGCAGCACUUCUGGAGCAGGUGAAGAGCCUGCAGCCCUAUUUGGACAGCGCACAUAUCAAAGCUUCUCCUGAUCAUGCCACCAAGCUCCAGCGACUUUCACAAAUACACCUUCAGCAACAGGAUCAGUGUGAAGCUGUGACCGAGACCAUCCGGUUACUUCUGGAAGAUUACAACAAAAUGACCCUCCUCCUUUCCAAACAGUUUGUCCAGUGGGAUGAGAUGCUGACCCAGCUGGAAGCUGCCAAGCAGGUGAAGCCCACACCUGAGUGAAGACCAGGCUUUGGAGCCCUUCUGUUGGGCUCCAGGUGGAUCUCCUGCGUCAGAUCCCAGAUCUCCACGUUAACAGCUCCUGCCUAGGAACCCGUUAGCGCUCCUUGAGCUUCAUCCGGUAUCGUGGCAUCCAAGGGUAUCCAAUCUUGGCAGCUUUAGGUCUUGUGGACUUCAACUCCCAGAAUUCCCCAGGCUGAGGAGUUCUGGGAGUUGAAGUUCACAAGUCUUAAAGUCACCCAGGUGAUAUCAAUCUGGAAGCUACAUCCUGACCCUUUGGAGCUAAAUUAUAUCAUCUUUAGAGUUUAAUUUAUUUUUAGUCUUCAUUCAGCCAAUUCGUGGGGAACGCAUGACUUGUUGCAAAUACCUGUUAUUGUGGACCACAAUAAAAUCCUCAUGAAUCCUCAA